AUGAGCUGUAUAGAAGUUUUUAAUGAAUAUAACACAACACAGUUCGAGAAGCUUGACGACUAUAGGGACCCUUUUCCUGAGGUUCGUAUCUGUGGGUGCGUGGCGGUGAAUGUGCAGUAUGACGAAAGCAGUGACGUCAUAUGUGAGCUGAGUGGGGCGAAGGUAGCAGAAGCGGAGUUAGUAGAAAGAGCUGGAUUUCAGUACUAUGAAAGGGAUGGUUAUAUUUCGAGUCCAAUAUUAUCAUCGGAAUGCCCUGCGAAUUUUACCCAGGUGAACGGGACCAGCUCCUGCUACCAUCUCAGCGACUUCGCUACUAAUUGGACGGAAAGCCGGGCGUGGUGUCAGAGAUCUGGGGCCGACCUCGUGGUCUUUGAAUCAGCUGAAGAAUACCAGGCUGUGAGGGCGGUUUUCGAGGUCCCGAAAGCAUGGAUAGGUUUACGGGAUACUGUUGGGAACAGCAGCUGGCGAUGGGUCCGCACUGAAGAGACUCCUGCGUUCACCAACUGGAAUAUAGGAGAACCCAACUUUCUUAAUGAGCGAUGUGUAGAAAUGAUUAUUCAAGGAACUUGGAACAAUUUGGCCUACAAAAACAUUGAUCAAUACAAGGAAACAAGACCGUUGCUGUAUUGCUAUAAGCUCAAGUUGAUCAACUUGACAAUGCCGUACUGGAAGCUCCAUUGA
Molecule: messenger RNA, 681 nt
Organism: Lingula anatina
Lineage: Eukaryota; Metazoa; Brachiopoda; Lingulata; Lingulida; Lingulidae
Product: perlucin-like protein
Source: RefSeq, a predicted model, not a curated record